This is a messenger RNA of Nymphaea colorata (pocket water lily), 949 nucleotides long. RefSeq lists its product as uncharacterized. Gene Ontology annotation, molecular function: protein binding. The record is from RefSeq and is a predicted model, not a curated record. Gene Ontology annotation, biological process: positive regulation of protein catabolic process; protein ubiquitination. Lineage: Eukaryota; Viridiplantae; Streptophyta; Magnoliopsida; Nymphaeales; Nymphaeaceae. The coding region runs from base 112 to 720 and encodes 202 amino acids. The transcript has 6 exons.
CCGGCAUAUUUUCACAAAGCAGGCCCUCCGCCGCCGCCUCCUCCUUCUCUUCAUUGUCAAUAGAAAGAGGCGAAUCGCGAAUUCCGUGGGCUUGGGAAGCGUGGGAACAACAUGGCUGUUCCUGGUAGACUGAACGGGCUCAUGGAGGAGGACGACGACAACGAUGAAGGAGAAGAGUGGGUCGACUUGUCUCGCCCGCAGGAGCUCUCUCCGGAACUGGUCGACAUCGCCACCGCAGCGGAGUCCGGCGACGUCGAAGGCCUCCGCGCCGCUCUCGAGAAUUGGAAUGGGAGUGUUGAUGAUCCAGUGGAAGAUGGAGACAGUGCUCUGCAUUUGGUGUGCCUAUACGGCCAUCUUCCAUGCGUUCAGCUACUCUUGGAAAGAAGGGCUAAUCUGGAGGUUAAGGAUGAGGAUGGGGCUAUUCCUCUUCAUGAUGCUUGUGCUGGAGGUUUCACUGAAAUUGUUCAGCUCCUAGUCAACUCAGCUGGCAAUUCAGAUGCUGUGAAGCGAAUGCUGAAUACAGUUGAUGCAGAGGGUGACACACCUCUUCAUCAUGCGGCAAGGGGAGAGCAUUUAGACGUUGUGCGCUACUUACUGUCUGUCGGUGCAUCUCAUGACAAAAUUAACAUCUUUGGAAAGAUUCCUGCCGAACUCUCAGAUCCAGGCACAGAAGUAAGGCGCGUUCUAGAGGAUGCAGCGAAUAAUCCAGCUGUUUGCUGAUAGUCUAAAUUCCGAUAUGGAUUAGGAGAAUACCUUUUCUUCCUUUUUCCUGCUGAGGCGCUUUUGUUAUCCAAGCUGCCUCUUUAUUUUCUUAUAUAUGAGAAUUAGAUGUCUCAAGGUCACAAGUUUUGAUUCUUGAGGAUGUUUGAGUACACAAACGUCCACCAAAAUUGUUCACAGAGGUUAUGCAGCUUAUCUUUUUAUAGAAGUUCCAAGUUUAUCAGUUUCC